Lactuca saligna is the source of this 1215-nucleotide messenger RNA. Lineage: Eukaryota; Viridiplantae; Streptophyta; Magnoliopsida; Asterales; Asteraceae. The record is from the annotation of a GenBank genome assembly.
CAGGCAAUGUAAUGUUAUUUUUAAUGUUACACUAACACAACAAAAGCGACUACAACCUUUUUCGUUCCUAUAUAUAUAAAUCGCAUUUAAAACAGUAGAAACUCAGACGUUCUUCAUCGAUUCAGUUCAAGGCUUCAAGCAACACUCACCAUGGUUAAAGGAAUUAGGGUUUAUGAACACGGUGGCCCUGAGGUUAUGAAAUGGGAGGAUGUGGAUAUAGGAGAACCGAAAAGUGGAGAAAUCAAACUGAAAAACAAGGCGAUUGGAGUAAACUAUUUGGAUGUUUAUAUGCGUAGAGGUUUAAUCCCGAGUUUAUGUCCUCCACUGACAUUCACACCAGGUAUGGAGGCAGCCGGAGUUGUAAUAGCCAUUGGUCCAGAAGUCACCACCUGUAAAGUUGGAGAUUACGUGGCUUACGCUGGCUUUCCUGUCUGCUCUUACACCGAAGAAAUGAUACUUCCUGCGGAUAGAGUCGUACCAGUUCCUCCUUCAAUUGAUCCUAUUAUAGCCGCUGCUGUGCUUUUUAAGGGACUCACUGCUCACGUUCUUGUUCGCAGUUGCUUUCAGAUUGGACCCGAGCAUACGAUCCUCGUCCAUGCAGCCGCAGGUGGAGUCGGGUCAUUGGUGUGUCAAUGGGCAAACGCACUCGGUGCAACCGUGAUUGGAACCGUGUCAAAUGAAGUGAAAGCGGUGCAAGCUAAGGAAGAUGGAUGCCACCAUGUCAUUAUCUACAAACAAGAAAACAUUGUCGAUCGUGUUAUGGAGAUCACAUCAGGAAAAGGAGUUGAUAUUGCCUAUGAUUCUAUUGGGAAAGACACAUUUGAGGAAUCGGCGGCGUGCUUAAGGUUUCGUGGAUACAUGGUUUCAUUUGGGUUUGCAUCGGGCUCACCCGAGCCUGUAAAAUUCAGUGUGUUUUCGGAUAAAUGUUUGCACUUUACAAUUCCAUCCAUGAUGCUUUACACAAAAGCACGAGAAGACCUCCUUGCAGCUUCGGAGGAGCUGUUUGAUAAUGUUGCAAAAGGAGUUUUACGUGUUCGAGCAAAUCACAAGUACCCUUUAUCGCAAGUGGCUCAAGCUCAUUUGGACCUUGAGGAUCGGAAAACAACCGGGUCCGUUGUUUUGAUACCCGAUAACUAAUAUUUAUAUGUUGUUUAAGCAAAUCCACAUAGUUCGUCCAAGAGUGUACUUUCAUUUGGUUGGUCUUAUUCAUCAUCU